UCUGUCAUGCGUACAUGCAUUAGCAGUGCAGGUCACAGGUUUGUAGGUUUGCACGGGUGUUGCUCAGAGUUUUACGAGCGACGUUCCCCCCGGACUCACCCCUGUUGACUUUCUCUGCUUGACAAACGACUUUGUCUCUUUCCAGCUGUUGAGGAUCUUACCGUGUAGAGCUCUGAUGAAAAAUAAGGCUUAUAAUGGACUGUUCUAUUGCCUUUUGCAGUUUGCUAAACUACAAACUUUUCUUAUUUUGUGCUAAACAACCUGACAUGACCCUGUAGUGAUGAAGACCUGAGGAGUUUAAUCUUCACUUCAACCCAAGCUGACAAAAGAUCUUAGAAUGGACGUUUGGUGUGGAAAGUGGCAGUGAUGGCUGCGGUGAUGCGAAACGUCUCCGGGAGCAAUGUGGAGGCCCAGCUGAUCUACGCCAUCACGCUGCCCGUUUCCUGUGCCAUCAUCCUGAUCAACCUGCUCAUAAUCCUGGGCAUCACCUGCAACCGGCAGCUUCACAACUCGCAGAACUACUUCUUCCUGAGCCUGCUGGUGGCCGACUUGUGCACCGGCGUGGCGCUUCCCUUCAUCCCCUGGAUGGGCCUAAACCGCACGCUCAGCUUCUCGUCCUGCCUGCUGGUGCACAUCUUUCCCAACUUUCUGUUCCUGGCCUUUCUGUUUAACCUUGUGCUGGUGCACUACGAGCGCUACCAGAGCAUCGUGAGUCCGCUUCAGCGCGGCCAGCUCUGGCUGCACCGGCGGUUCGUGCUGCCGCUGCUGGCCGUCUGGAUCCUGCCGCUGCUGUUUGCGCUGCUGCCUUCUUUUGGCUGGAACAACAAGCCAAUUCAUGAUCGGAAUGAGUGCUGUCCAAUAACCAACAGCACGGCGCGCUCUAACUGCGUAGCGCUGUCUGGAGAGCGUUGCUGUACAUACCGCAGUGUUUUUCCAAAUGCUUACAUCUAUUUGGAAGUAUAUGGUCUACUGGCACCCGCCAUCCUCUCCAUCGCUGCCAUGACGUGCCGCGUGCUGUGGAUCACACGGGAGCAGCUGAGGGACAUCCAGCGUCUGCAGCGAGCCGUAGCAAACAGGGAAUGCAGACGGAGAAUGGAAAUGCGUUACACUUGUUGUGUGGCGGCCGUUUCCCUCGCCUUCCUGACCUGCUGGGUGCCGUACAUCGUUUACACCCAUGUAGGCGUAGAGUUUUUGCUCCGACGGGGAGGAAAGAGUAAUCGCACUGGCCACAUUGUGCUGUCCUGCGUUGGCAUCGGGGGCAUUGCUGUCGUGCCCCUGCUUUUGGGACUCGCCAACAGGGAGUACACCGAUCCGAUCAAGAAACUGUUCCGUAAACUGUGGCACCGCUACAGAAAUACAAGUGUGCAAAUGGACACUAGCCUUCGAUUCAGUUGAUGUGACUGACUUUCAAUUAAGGGUUAUGUUUAUAGUAUUCAGCUUAAGAUAUCCAGAGCUGGGAUUCAUUUUCGUCUUUUCCAGUGAAUACUGGGACUGAAUGUCAAGAAAAGCUUAAAAUAAUCUUUGUUCAAUGAGUGUUUGUGUAGAAGCAACUGCUGUGACACUCAUCUCCACUGGACAGGGAGACUUUACGCACACAAGCCCAUCUAAAUCUGAAUCCAUCUAAAUAGUUCUGGAUUUAUUAAAAUAAAGUAGUUUAGACAUAAUAUACAAAAUACAAAAUCAACAUAAAUUUGUGAACAAAUCAUUAAAAACAAUCAAAAACAAGUCAUAAUAUCCCUGACUGAUUGAACCGGCUUUACGGAGGCUCUCUUGAGCUGCUGAUCAGACCUUUGCAGAGGUUAGGAGGUCAUUUGAAUAAAAGCUGUAUUUAUUUCUAGUUUAGGCUUUUUUUUUUUUUUUUGCCCCAUACAGAUUUUCGGUCAUAGACAGAUGCUUGUUUUUGUUGAUGCCUAUUUUUAUUAGGAAUACUGCUUCUUUGGAUUGUUUUAAGGAACUUCUUAAGACUUAGGAACAUCUUUUUAGUAAAGUUUUUUGUUUAUGAUUUACUAUUGUAAUUUUUCUGAUAUUAUGUAUUUUUGGAUUGAUUUAUUUUGUUCUGUACAUGUUACAGCGCUUGGAGUUUGGGAAAGGUGCAUUACAAAUACAUUUUAUUAUUAUUAUUAUUAUUAUUAUUAUUAUUAUUCUAUGGCAGUUUUUCCCACAUGAAAUCCAUUAGUUCUUCUGUAAUUUCCAGUUGUUCUAGUUGAAGGCAGCAGAGCAACAAAUAGGAAAUGUUAAAAAGGGGUAUGUAAAUACUGAAGUAAAUUUGUUAUUUCAAAAUAGAUAUUUAUGCUUAAAUCUGCCAUCAGUUUUAC
Messenger RNA from Onychostoma macrolepis, 2315 nucleotides. RefSeq names its product G-protein coupled bile acid receptor 1. Gene Ontology annotation, biological process: G protein-coupled receptor signaling pathway. Lineage: Eukaryota; Metazoa; Chordata; Actinopteri; Cypriniformes; Cyprinidae. Gene Ontology annotation, cellular component: membrane. Gene Ontology annotation, molecular function: G protein-coupled bile acid receptor activity. The coding region runs from base 367 to 1395 and encodes 342 amino acids. The record is from RefSeq and is a predicted model, not a curated record. The transcript is spliced from 2 exons.